AUGGAGUACGAGUACGUGAGGCUGAACUCAGCAGCAUCCCCCCAGUCAUCGCCACCGCACACGUGGCCUGCCCCCGGCCCCGCCACCUCCGCCCACCCGCCCGCCACCUCAUCUUCUCGAUGCCUCCGCGCCUCCGCGUCCGCGCACCGCGGGAUGCUGCUGAGUCUGGUGUACAAGGAGUUCUCCCUCACUGCGCGCCUCACCUUGUUGGCGACAGGGGACUCUUGGUGGAUUACUGUAGUCUAUGGACCACACGGCGAUCAGGUCAAGAUUCGCUUUUUGGAGGAGCUCAGAAGCAUCCGUCAGGUCUGCCCUGAUACAUGGAUGAUCUGUGGAGAUUUUAACAUUAUCAACAAAGCUGAAGAUAAGAACAAUGGUUGCCUGCACCAACGCAUGAUGGGUCGUUUCCGUCGCCUCAUCAAUGAUCUAGCGCUUCAAAAUCUCUACCUUAAAGGCCGUUGUUUCACCUGGUCGAGUGAGAGGGACUCGCCUACACUGGAAAGGUUGGAUCGCGUCCUCGUCUCGGAUGAUUGGCUUGACAUCUUCCCUGAUCACACCCUCUCCGCACUCUCCACUGAAUGUUCCGACCACGCGCCCCUGCUCCUAAAGACCGAUUGUGCCAUCCCUCACUUCAAACGUUUUCGAUUUGAAAACAUCUGGCCGCGCUUUGAUGGUUUCUUGGAGACGGUUGCCACAGCUUGGAACGCGCCGGUACCGGCCCAUGAGCUCGAUGCUUUCAGGGUGCUUGAUAUUAAGUUACGCGCCACUGCAACAGCUUUGAAGUCGUGGAGCGCUAAGCAUGUGGGUAACGUGCGCCUUCAACUCGCAAUUGCCAAAGAAAUUGUCUUCAGAUUUGAUUGUGCGCAAGAGAACUGCACGCUGGCACCGCAUGAGGUGGCGCUCCGACACAAGGCGAAGCUCAAUUGCCUAGGUUUGGCUUCCCUCCAGCGGUCCAUUAUUCGGCAGCAUUCUCACAUUACCUACCUGAUCGAGGGUGAUGCGAACACGAAAUUCUUUCACCUACAAGCCUGCCACAUGAGUAGGAGGAAUUACAUCGAAAGCGUACGCGUUGGUGAUGCGCACCUUGUGCGAGAAGAGGAAAAGGCUGAAGCGUUCUUCAAGCAUUUUGAUGACAUUCUGGGCUCUCGGUGUAGCUGGGAAGCAAAUCUUGACUUCACUUUCCUUGGCCUGCCGGUGAUAGACACCUCUCUUCUCGAUGUUUGCUUUUCGGAGGAGGAGGUUUGGCGGACAAUCCAGGAAAUACCGGUCGACCGUGCGCCUGGGCCGGACGGCUUCACUCGCUUGUUCUACCGCACAGCAUGGAACAUUAUCAAGCCAGACAUCAUGCGCGCGUUCCAUGCUCAUUGGGCUCUUGAUGGCAAAAGCUUGUAUCUCAUCAACCAAGCAUACAUCGUGUUGCUUAAGAAGAAAGAGCUCCCAGCUGAGAUCAGUGACUACCGGCCUAUAAGUCUGAUUCAUAGCUUCGCUAAACUCUUCACCAAAGUGCUCGCCACCAGGGUGGCUCCGCUCAUGCAACAAUUGGUCUGGCCAAACCAAAGCGCUUUCAUCAGAGGUCGUGUCAUUCAUGAAAAUUUUUGGGCAGUCCAACUGUCAGCAAAGCUCCUGCGCAGAAAUAAAAGGCCUUCCACACUAAUGAAAAUUGAUAUUGAAAAGGCCUUCGAUACUAUUAACUGGUCGUAUCUCUUCCAGUUACUUGAGCACUUGGGCUUUUCUCGUCGUUGGAUUAAUUGGAUAUCUUUGAUCCUUUCCUCGGCCAGCACGAAAAUAAUUCUCAAUGGCUCACCUGGUCGGCGUAUUUGCCAUGUGAGAGGUUUGCGGCAAGGUGAUCCACUAUCGCCGCUCUUGUUCGUUAUUGCAAUGGAAGCUCUUAAUGCUUUGAUAAGGACGGCAGAGAACUCAAUUGUUUUGGGUCCACUGGAUUGCAAAGUUAAGGAAAGGGCUUUCUUUUAUGCUGAUGAUAUGGUUUUCUUCGUGGCUCCUAAACAGCAAGAUCUGGUAAUUGCCAAAGUCAUUCUGGAAAUAUUUGGGCAAGCUUCCGGCUUAAGAACUAAUGGGAACAAGUGUCUUAUCUCGCCAAUUCAUUGCGACCUGGAAGACACAGUGACUUUAUUGCACUUCUUCCCCGGAAAGCUGGCCCCUUUCCCUGUCAGGUACCUCGGCAUUCCCCUUGCAAUCUCUCGGUUGAAGAAAGCUGAUAUGCAGCCCUUGGUCGACAAGGUUGCCAACUGUCUUCCUACAUGGGAAGAAUCUCUGAUCAACAAAGCAGGUCGCGCUUCCAGGUUGGCGAUGGUACCCGUGCGUUAUUCUGGCGUGACCGGUGGUUGCAGGGACAAUCCAUUGCUGAUCUUGUGCCUUGCUUAUUUGAUGCGGUUGGCCAACAUGCACGCCGUUGUAGGACUGUGGCAGCAGGUUGCUCUAAGCGAGCUUGGGUACAAGACAUCACCGGUGCUCUUACUGUGCAGGUGA
Messenger RNA from Panicum virgatum (switchgrass), 2487 nucleotides. RefSeq lists its product as uncharacterized. The transcript has 4 exons. The record is from RefSeq and is a predicted model, not a curated record. Gene Ontology annotation, molecular function: catalytic activity. NCBI's taxonomy places the organism in Eukaryota, Viridiplantae, Streptophyta, Magnoliopsida, Poales, Poaceae. The coding region runs from base 1 to 2487 and encodes 828 amino acids.